Messenger RNA from Nymphalis io (European peacock), 4259 nucleotides. RefSeq names its product dnaJ homolog subfamily C member 11 (gene DnaJ-17). Lineage: Eukaryota; Metazoa; Arthropoda; Insecta; Lepidoptera; Nymphalidae. The record is from RefSeq and is a predicted model, not a curated record. Gene Ontology annotation, biological process: cristae formation. Bases 73 to 1800 code for a protein of 575 amino acids. The transcript is spliced from 13 exons.
UGUCAGUGCGGCGGUAAAAGAAAUUGAAAAGACCGUCAAGUUUUUAACAAUAUUUUUGAAAACUUACCAAAAAUGGACGAAGACGGAGAUAGUAUUCUGUUAGAAGACAAUUAUUAUCAGUUGCUUAAUGUAUCAAAAACGGCAACACCCGAGGAAAUAAAUAGUGCAUACCGUCGAUUUUCCCGCAUAUUUCACCCAGAUAAGCACAGCACAGAUCCAAACAAGCAAAAAUGGGCUGAACAGAUAUUCAACAAAGUCAAAGAGGCCUAUGAGGUUCUAUCAGAUUCACAUAAAAGAGCCAUCUAUGAUACCUUAGGAAAGAGAGGUUUGGAAGUUGAUGGUUGGGAGAUUAUAUUUCGUACCAGAACGCCUCGAGAAAUAAGAGAUGAAUAUGAAAGGUUGAAACGCGAAAGAGAAGAAAGGAGACUACAGCAAAGUGCGAAUCCCAGGGGUACCAUAACACUGUCAAUAAAUGCAACAGACCUUUUUAUGAAGUAUUACGAUGAAUAUGAUAUUUUAGAAGAUGCAGCUAUUAUACCAAGUAUUGAAGUUUCCGGUAUGACAAUACAACAAUCUAUUGAUGCCCCGGUGACGCUUAGAAAUACUGCUACACUAUCAGGGAAUAUUUCAACGCAAAAUGGGACAGGCACCGGUUCAUUAACUGUAUCAAAUCGGCACUUAAGUUCAGAGCGUGGGUGGACUGAGUUGGAAUGUGGCAUUGGAAACGGUCCAGUGGUCGGUUUCAAGAUAUUUAGAACAAUAUCCAGGCUCAUGUUUGUCAAUUGUUGGACUGGUCUUCAAUUUACGCCGAGAGGGAUAGUACCGAGUUUUGUUUCAACUAUGGCAUUACAGCUCGAUGCCCAUUCAGUGGGUUAUUUAACCUACCGUGCGGGCGGUCAAAGUGGUUCUUCAAUGACUUCGACAUAUGUGAGAGAUACCGAGAAAUAUCAUAUUAAUACGGCGGUACAAAUUGGCAACCCUCAUUCCGUUAUAUCGUUCAAUUUCAUGAAGAAGCUACCUCAGCAUGAUCUCAAGCUGCGCUUGGCUUUAAAAUUCGGUACGUUCGGUGCAAUAGCUGAGUAUGGAGCGGAGAAAAAGGUGUCGCAAAAUAGUAGUGUCUCGGCCGCGGUGAUGCUCGGUAUACCUAGCGGUGUUAUGCUCAAAUUAAAAUGGUCGUGUUCGUCUCAAACCAUAGUAGUACCAAUCCACCUGUGCGAGGAAGUGAUACCUUCGCCUGUAUUCUAUGCAACUGUUGUGCCAAUGAUAUCCUGGCUAGUGUUAAAGAAACUUGUACUGGAUCCUAUAGCCAGGGAGAGGCAACAGAGGGAGCGGCAGAGGUCAAUGGAGGCUAAUUUUGAGAGGUUACAAGAAAUGCAGCGACAAGCACGAGCGACGGUCGAGCUGAUGAGGGAAACAUAUUCCAGGAUCAGAAGCGACGAGGAAAAGAAAAAGGGGCUGGUCAUAAUUAAGGCCUUAUAUGGAAAAUUACCUGCUGGUGCGUCGGCUCACGAAUUACCCAUAGAACAAACGGGUGAUACAGCAUUACCUGAAUCGCCGAAUGCAUACUCGGAAGUCAUAGACGUAACCAUACCAUUGCAAUGUCUCACCAAAGAUUCGAGACUAGAACUAUUGGAAGCUAGCAAGUAUGAGUUGCCCGGUUUCUACGAUCCAUGUGCGGGCGACGAGAAACAUCUAACAAUCCAAUACAUGUUUCAUAACAACCUCCAUUGUUGCACAGUUGAAGACAAUCAGGCCGUUAUUCUUCCACGCAAUAGUCAUCGAAUUAAGAAUCGGUCCUGAAAAAAAAAGUCGAGGCGCUAGCAUUAAGCGUCCUUAUUAGCAGCUAUAAUGAACGUUACAAAAUCCAGAAAAUCGUAUCAGUAACCAUUGUCGCGAAACAUUCCAUUACCAAGUGUUGCCAUUAAUAUAAUAAUAAUUAUACUCGAAACGCACAAAUAAUAUCAAACUACAUUCUCCAAUAAUUUUUCGUAUUUUCUCUAUUUUUAAAAUGAUUAUUUAAAUAAUUUAAAAUACAAUUCAUUAUAAUGUGUCUUAUUUAAGAAAUAUAAUAAUAAUAUGAAAACGAUGGAAAUGAUAGCAAUAAAUUUCAGAUUAAUCAAUUAUAUUAUAAUUAUAUCAUAUUUCUGGAUUAUCGUUACAAUAUGUUAGUGUUAAAAGAAAAAUGGUUAUUUAUUAUUGUUUCAUAAAAGUACGUUAGAUAUUAAAGCAGAAUAUAGUGAAAUUCAAGAGAGCAUUACAAUUUACGAGAGCUGCGUGGUGGAUCACGCUCCAAGUAUGAUAUAGAAGAGGAUUGCCCAACAAUGGGACUGUUGAUGUUUCCUCUCUGAUACAUUGUACAUACUCAAAUGGAUAUUAGAUGCAAUACGAUUUUCUGGUUUUUAUACGAUGAUGUAUUUCGAGGCAUGAUAUUCAAUUGCAAUAAUAUAAAGGUCUAAAAGACCGAUAUAGUGUUUUUUUUUUUGAAAUUAUAUAAACAAAUUGCUAUUUGAUAUCGGAUAAUCGUGAUAAGUUGAACGCAUUUGAACAUCACAAACAAAGUCUUCUACAAGCGAUCAAUGUCUACUGCGUUUUUUUUUUUCCAUCUAUCACAUUUAUAUUGGUGAGAUAUUUCACCGCAAUAUAUAAGGACAUAAAUGAUCGGAGUAUGUUUUAAACGUAGUUUCAUAAAUAAACGCAGUAGGGUGUAUAAAAAGUGUAAAUAGUCUAUGGAUUUUCGCAGAGAUUGGUUGCAAAAACACUGCCACUGUGGUGCCUUAUUAUAGACAUUUCAAAGAAAGUCAUCGUAGAUCGCAUUUAGUACAUUAAAGGUUUAUUGUUUUUGCUUUAUAAGUGUAUGUUUCUGUAGUUGCUUUAGAUGUACCAUAAAGAAAAUUCUUGUCUAUUCUCUGGAAGAACAAAAUCGACACUCGGUAUCGUAAUCGAACUUGAAAUGUCGUAGUGAUGUGCAACGAAUACAGUAAUGUUAAACAAACGAUACACGGUUUUUUUCUUAUAGUAUUGUAUAUUAACGGGCAUAUGAAAAACGCAUGUUACAUAUCGUUAAGGCUUAGUAGCGCUGACAAAAUCCAUAGACAAUUUUUUUUUUUUUUUUUACAAUGUGACUUUGCACGUCUGUUGUAUAACAAUUGUUUAUAUAAUUUUAAAAUACACUUGUACUAUUUUGGUAUCGCUAUAUUGAUGUUGUGUUAUAAUGUAUCAAAUACAAUAAACGUUUUCCAUGAAUAAUUAGACAUUUAAAUUAUAUAAAUAUUUUUAUAGCGAUGAUUAAUUAGUAAAGUUGAUAAAAUAAUUGUUAUGAAUUAUGUUCUAGAAUUUGAAAUCGAUUAUAUCCAAAAUUUGUUUUUAUCUCUACAAUGUGCAGUGAGAAACAAAAAUAAGUGUACAUUUCGUUUUUGUUGAUCGGUCGUUUAUUUAAUUCUAAAUUUUUUUUUAACUAUUUAAUGUUACGUAAUCUGAUAUAUUGACAAUCAUUGAAGUGUUAACUUUUGUCAUUCUAAUAAGUUUGUCAUUUGUCAACAAUAUUAUCAUUUUUAGACAUCGUAAGAGUUGCCAAGAACAUUCGUAAGAAAUUUAGUUCAGAAACGAAGCAUUGCGUCAAUGCAUAAGUCGCUACUAACAAUUGUGACAAUGUUAAUGAUUCAAGUCUAGCGGCUUGUUUAUAAAUCUGCAGAUCCGAAGUCAUCGGGCUCAAGUCCAUUGCUUUAGAAAGCACGUAAAGCUAUUGAUAUUACGCCAGAAUUGUUCCGAUGGUGGCAGAUCGCUGUCUAUUUAUGUACAUCAGACUAUUAAAAUAUACGUGUAAGGUAAUUUAUGCUCGCUUCGAAGUUUACCACGAAUGCUCUUGGUGGCUGAAAUAGUGAAUUUAUAUAAAAAAAUUAAUAAAUACGAAAACUAAAUUAAUUUUAAAUCAUGACCAGAACUGAUUUAAUGAUUAAAGAUCUAAAGUCGUAUAGAAAUUGUUAAUGCUGUAAGAUAUAUAUGAGUGUGCACGUGUUUAUGUAUUACUUUACAAAUUAAUUGUUGCCUUGAUCGUGACCGUAUCGUUUUAUAAAAGUUGCCUGUUCUAUGUGUACCAAUACAACUGCAUUUAAGUAAAUAAAAGACCUCUGAACCGAUUUUGCUGCUAAACAUAUGAUAUCAUUUAGCUGUUAUUCUUAGAAUGUCAUAAAAUAAUGUAUUUUAGAUUAGACGUUUUCGUGCGCCCCUGAAAUAUAAAAUAUUGUUUAUUUGUUCCUAUA